Molecule: messenger RNA, 3372 nt
Organism: Frieseomelitta varia
Lineage: Eukaryota; Metazoa; Arthropoda; Insecta; Hymenoptera; Apidae
Gene: Ocrl
Product: type II inositol 1,4,5-trisphosphate 5-phosphatase
Exons: 19
Coding region: 317-2929 (870 amino acids)
Biological process (GO): phosphatidylinositol dephosphorylation; signal transduction
Cellular component (GO): membrane
Molecular function (GO): inositol phosphate phosphatase activity; phosphatidylinositol-4,5-bisphosphate 5-phosphatase activity
Source: RefSeq, a predicted model, not a curated record
UAACGAAGCUGGCUACAUACUUAUGUAUACAUCACUCAUUUCUUUGACACAUACGAAAGAAAGAAAAAGGAUUCAAUCAUGUUUAAUGUCAAUUAUUAUACUUUGUCACUCCUAUUUAUUCAGUGAUAAAUUAAACUAUAUAAUAUCAAUUAUUCAAUAAUAACACUGGAAUAUAUUUUAGAAAGAUAUAACAGUCUAUAUGAAGAAAAUGCAAGAAUAACUGAAUUAUGGUAUAAAUAAAGAAAGAACACUCAUUCACCAUACAAGGAUUUUCUAUUAACUUUCUUGGAAAACAAGUAAUAUUUUAUUGAUAAAUAUGUCAUCAUCAGAACAAUCAAUGAUUGUACAAUCAAAAUUUGUCUCAGGAGAGACUGUAAUAAUUGCAAUGGAAGCAUCAUUGAUACAAGGUUGGGUUAAAGCUGCACGAAUUAUAGCACUUCUUAACAAAGGAACUACUCAUGCAUUGGUUAUUUUAAUUACUUCAAGAACACCUCCUCAAGUUUAUAGUGAUCUUACAAUAGAAAGAGUAUUGCCUAUUGAUCAAGACUUCAAAUGUAAUAUAAAUACUGAUGAAAAGCAACAAGAUGGUUUAGAUGUUUAUCUGAAUGUUACAUCAAGAAAAUUACAUUUAGUAUUUGAAAUGAAGCCUGGAGUAGCAACUAGCUCCUUGGUGUCUGAAGUAUUUAGAGCUAUAGAAAUAUAUCAAAAAACUAAGAAUUCAGCAUCAGAAUUUUUGUGGGUCCAAAAGUUAACAGGAAAUACACGUAACUUGAGUUCUAAUACCAAUGAAGAAAUACAAGAUAAUACUGAUCCAUUGGUGGAUUUAGAAAGUCCAGUUUUAGUUGUAACAAGACGCAGCAUUGCUUCUGGCAAAUCACCAGUAGCUGCCAGAGAGUCAGCAGUAAGAUAUCAAAUGGCAUGCAAAGAAGAUGAUUAUACAUACAGCAAAAUCUUUCGUAUAUUUAUUGGCACAUGGAAUGUAAAUGGCCAACCACCAAAUGGUAUUAAAUUGCAUGAAUGGUUGAGUUAUGAUAAAACACCUCCUGAUGUAUAUGCAAUUGGAUUUCAAGAAUUAGAUUUAACUAAAGAAGCAUUUCUUUUCAAUGAUACUCCAAGAGAAGAAGAAUGGAGACAAGUUGUAGCAAAAUCCCUUCAUCCAGAGGGUGUAUAUGAGCAAGUAGCUAUUGUGAGAUUAGUUGGUAUGAUGUUACUUAUAUAUGCUUUACAUAGUCACGUACCAUACAUAAAAGAUGUAUCAGUUGAUACAGUAGGUACUGGUAUCAUGGGCAAAAUGGGCAACAAAGGAGGAGUAGCAGUAAGCUGUUCUAUUCACAAUACAUCUAUUUGUUUUGUUAAUGCUCAUUUAGCAGCACAUUGUGAAGAAUACGAAAGACGAAACCAAGAUUAUGCAGAUAUAUGUGCGCGAUUAUCUUUCGCAAAAUAUGUUCCACCUAAAAGUUUUAAGGAUCAUGACCAGAUUUAUUGGUUAGGAGAUUUGAAUUAUCGAAUAACAGAAAUGGAUGUUCUAGUUGCUAAACAACAUAUAGAGGCAGAAAAUUAUGCCCCUCUGUUAGCUUUAGAUCAAUUAGGCCAACAACGACGAUUAGGCCGUGUUUUACAAGGAUUUCAAGAAGCAAAAAUUACAUUUAAACCAACAUAUAAAUAUGAUCCAGGCACUGAUAAUUGGGAUUCAAGUGAAAAAGGCAGAGCUCCAGCAUGGUGUGAUCGUAUACUAUGGAAAGGAGAAGCAAUUACGUCUAUAGAUUACAGAAGUCAUUCUGAAUUAAAAAUUUCGGAUCAUAAACCCGUUAGUGCAAUUUUUGAUUCUCAGAUCAGGAUCAUAGAUAUGACAAAGUAUCGUAAAAUUCAUGAAGAAGUUAUGAAAAAACUUGAUAAAUUAGAAAACGAAUUUUUACCGCAAGUGAUGGUUGAUACAACAGAAAUCAUAUUUGAUACUUUGAAAUUUCUUGAACCCAGUAGCAAAGAACUUAUUAUUGCUAAUACUGGCCAGGUACCAGUUCAAUUUGAAUUCAUAAAAAAAUUAGGCGACGCUAGUUAUUGUAAAGAUUGGUUGGAUAUAGAACCGUUUAAAGGUUUUAUAAAACCAGGAGAGAAAUGUGAUACUAGAUUUGAAAUAUAUGUUGACAAAAGAUCAGCAUGUAAAUUAAAUUCUGGAGAAGAUAAGUUAUAUGACAUUUUAAUUUUACAUCUAGAAGGAGGAAAGGAUAUAUUUAUAACUGUUACAGGUACUUAUGAAAGAAGCUGUUUCGGAUCUUCAAUGGAAGCUUUAGUUCACAUUCCAGUACCAAUUAGAGAAAUUCCUAUUGGUAGACUAAUGGAACUUGAAAAUAAUAAAAAUCUUUCUCAAGAACCAUAUGCUAUACCUAAAGAAAUAUGGCUAUUAGUAGAUAGAUUGUAUCGACAUGGGAUAAAAACGACGGGGCUUUUUGAAACACCCGGACUUCCUAGUGAAAUUAUAGCUAUAAGAGAUUGGUUAGACAAUUGGAGCCAAGAUCCAAUGCCUGGUAGCGUACAUUCGGUUGCAGAAGCAUUACUUUUACUUCUAGAAUCUACAACAGAACCUCUAAUCCCAUAUAAUUUGCAUAGUGUAUGCUUAUCCGCAGCAACAAAUUAUUUACAGUGCAAACAGAUUGUAAUGCAACUUCCAGAAAUAAGAAGAACAGUUUUUGUUUAUAUUUGUUACUUUUUACAAGAAUUAUUAAAUCAUACUCAAGAUAAUGAAUUGGAUGCUAAAACCCUUGCAACAAUAUUUGGAUCAAUUUUCUUAAGAGAUCCACCAAGAAGUAGAGGUGAUAGAAAUCAAAGAAGUCGUACUCAGAUCGUUCAAGCAACAAUUGACCGAAAAAAAGCUGCAUUUGUUUACCAUUUCUUAGUAAAUGAUCAAAGUGAUUUUAUUCUUGGUCGAUAGUAAUAUUUAAAACUUAAAAACAAGUAUUUAAAUGCACUUCAAAUUCAGCUGAAAAAGAAAUAAAACAUUUUGUUUAGGAGAAAAUAAUUAUAUAAGUAGCAGUAUGUUAAAUAAAUAUUUUGUCACAUUAAUAUUUCUAUACUAGUACUUAACAGUUAUGCGAACAAAAUUUUUACAUGAAACAAUGCACGUAAAUAACUUGCCAGUCCAAGAACAUCUUGAAUACAUUUUGUGUGCUUACAUAAAAUACUCCUAAUUAAGUAAUAAGUAAAAAAUUUAUAUUAUAAUUCCAUCUAGUCUUUGUAGCCUAAAAUGGUUAAAUAUGUAUUAUAUAGAUUUAUUUAUAGUAAGAAAUUGUAUUUGCUUAAGUUUAUAUUAGCUUGUAAUUAUUAUUAAGUAUUUACAACUACGACAUUCUAAAUAUAUAGAUGUUAACUGAAAAA